AUGCUCAACCUUUCGUUGAUCAGUAUUUUGAUCGGUUUGGUGCUUUCAAAUAAAGAUGAAAGCAUUUCACCUGUUCGAAUCGCUGAUUUUAUCAUGCAAAAUUUGAUCAACACAACCUACGAUUACCGUGUUCGACCGUAUGUCGUUGAUUUAAACGAAGAGAGAAAGCCAGUUGAAGUGACAGUCAAUGUUUACUUGAGAAGCAUUUCGAAUAUUGAUUUUGUGAAUAUGCAAUACAGUCUUCAAAUCACUUUCCGUGAGAGUUGGAUUGAUCCUCGUCUCUCAUAUGAAUAUAUGAAAUCAUCAGAGCGAGAAGAACUUCCCGAUUAUAUUGUCCUUUCAAGAUUAUCAAAUACAGAAAUGAUCUGGAUGCCUGACACAUUCUUUGUUAAUGAAAAACAAGCUCAUCGACAUGUAAUCGAUGCUCCGAAUAUGCUUAUUCGAGUGCAUAGGGAUGGUCGAGUGUUAUUCAGUGAACGGAUCUCUCUUGUCCUUUCCUGUCCAAUGUACCUUGAGAAAUAUCCAAUGGAUAUACAAACUUGUCUCAUGGAUUUCGCUUCAUACGCCUACACAACCGAUGAUUUGGUCUAUCACUGGAAAACGGAAAAUCCCAUUCAAUUUCACGUUGCUUUGAAAAGCUCACUUCCGUCAUUUUCUUUGGAAAACGUUGAGACAGCGUCUUGUUCAUCAAAAACGAAUACGGGAGAAUAUAGCUGUUUGAGAACAAUUUUCAAAUUAGAAAGGCAAUUCAGUUAUUAUCUCCUUCAAGUAUACAUUCCAUCAACACUUUUGGUCAUCGUUUCGUGGGUUUCCUUUUGGUUGGAUAGAGGUGCUGUGCCAGCUAGAGUAACUCUUGGAGUGACAACUCUUCUCUCGAUGACAACACAAGCUGGUGCAAUCAAUCAGAAACUUCCGCCUGUUUCAUACAUCAAGGCUAUCGAUAUCUGGACGGCCGUCUGUCUUUCAUUCAUUUUUGGAGCUGUAUUGGAGUAUGCUUAUGUCUCGUAUUUGGGCUCGAUUCUUCAAAUUAAGAAAGUGAGUAAACAAAAAGGCUGUGAAAAACAUUCAUCAACAUAUCCACCAGAUAUUACUCAAAAUGCUCUCACACCAGAAUCUGAAGCCUUAAUAGUUGAGAAAAGCAAACGAAAACCCAUUUGGGGUUUGCAAAAGAUUUGGUAUGAGAUGCAAUAUGAAGCUGAUUCGGCGAAAAUGAUUGAUAUUUGGUCAAGGUUUUUAUUCCCAUCUGCUUUCACGAUCUUCAACGUGUUCUAUUGGGUCUGGUACGCACUGAUU
Molecule: messenger RNA, 1293 nt
Organism: Mesorhabditis belari
Lineage: Eukaryota; Metazoa; Nematoda; Chromadorea; Rhabditida; Rhabditidae
Source: the annotation of a GenBank genome assembly